CUUUAAGGUCGGGCGCGGCACCUGGAGCCGCGCCAUCCUGGAGUCUCCGCAGGCCCUGCGGCCCGAGAGGACGCAGAUCCAAGGAGAGGUGGGGCAGGCCGCGCCCUGAGCCCGAGCCCAGGGUCCCGGCCGCAGUCGGCCAAGCCCGAAGCGUGGGCGGGAGCCAGGGGGUGAUCAUCACCGGAGUCGACAGCGAAGCCGGACUCCACGCGCCCCUCGGCGCCCCCGCCCGGUGGCCGAGCCCCUGCGCGGUGAAGCGGGCUCGGCACCGCUCCCACCGGGUCGGGGCGACGAUCGGACGGGACGGACGGCGGCGGACGAGACGCCCUGGACCAGACCCGGAGCCGGACCGUAGCGCUUCUGCGGGCUCGGAGAGCUGGGCUGGGGAACGGUCGCCGGGCCGCCCCUAACGCCGGGCGCCCCCUGCAGACCGGAGAGACCGCCCUUCCCAGGUUCGCUCUGCCCACGGGCGCAACAGCCAUCAUGCCUUCACCUCCGCUCGGCUCGCCAGGCUCCCCGCUCCGGGACCACGCCUGACCCUGCAGCGCGAUGGCUGCGCGCAAGAAAAUGCCUUGAGCUGGAGACAGGAGACCUUGCCCCAUAGACAAAUUCACAGGAAGAGAAUUGAAGACGUGUGACAGGGGCCGUGUGGCCUCCACCCUGUGCUACUGCGUGACGGUCAGCGGCAUGGUGGUUCUGGUGGCCGGGACACUCUGCUUCGCCUGGUGGAGUGAAGAAGAUGCAGGUGCCCAGCCCAGCCAGCCGGCUCUGCCCACAGGACGCCCUGAGCCUGAGGCCCCCGGUCCCCUGCUCAGGUCGGUCAGCUUCUUCUGCUGCGGUGCAGGUGGCCUGCUGCUGUUCCUCAGCCUGCUGUGGUCUGUCAAGGCCAGCACCAAGGGGCCGCCUCGAUGGGACCCAUAUCGCUUCUCCAGAGACCUGUACUACCUCACUGUGGAGCCCUUGGAGAAGGAGAGCUGCAGGACCCCAGAGGUGGUUGCCAUCCCCACUUACGAGGAGGCCGUGCACUGCCGACUGGCUGAGGGACCCCUGACACCACCUGCAUACCCCGUGGAGGAAGACCCGGAGCGCAGUGCCUCGGGGAAUGCCCUGCUUGGGGCCCAGCCCCCCUUGCCUCCGCCCAGCUACGAGAGCCUUGUCCUCGCUGACGGUGGCUUCUCUGGAGAGACAACACCUGGGGCUGCAUGCUCCCGCCCAGGCCCGGUUCAGAUUGCAGGGGAGGAAGUUAAAGGCUUCUAGCAGGCCUGGAAGCCAGAAACAAAUGAUGGGCUUCUUCUAGUGUCUAGUACAGUGCCUGGUACACAGCAGGCACUCAACAAAUGUUUGUUGCUGAAUGCUGUUUUAUUUUUCUAUUGCCGUGUAACAAAUGGCUUGAAAUAAAUCCAUUUCAUUAUC
Balaenoptera musculus (blue whale) is the source of this 1413-nucleotide messenger RNA. RefSeq names its product transmembrane protein 61 (gene TMEM61). The record is from RefSeq and is a predicted model, not a curated record. The transcript has 4 exons. The coding region runs from base 688 to 1257 and encodes 189 amino acids. Lineage: Eukaryota; Metazoa; Chordata; Mammalia; Artiodactyla; Balaenopteridae.